CAAUAUUAAAGGAAUACAUCAAACCAAAUAUAGUUACGGCAAUACAUUGCUCAAUAGAGGAUCUGUACGAAAUACAAGCGAAAAUAAGAGAAACAUUUACUAAUAAAUUCAUAUAUACGAAAAAUUUUGCAAUUGACAUAACGAACAGAGAAGACCAAGGAAUUAUAAUUGAACAAACGCAUACGCGAGCACAUAGAAGUUACCAAGAAAAUUUGGAUCAAAUUUGCAAAAAAUAUUAUUGGCCUGAAAUGAGAAAACAAUUCAAAGAAUAUGUAAGGAAUUGUGACAUAUGUAAUAAAAACAAAUAUGAUAGACACCCUAUAAAAAUACCAAUUGGAGAGGUCCCAAUACCUACAGAGGAAGGAGUACAGAUACACAUGGAUAUAUUCUAUGCGCAAUCUUUAAAAUUCAUUACGUGUAUAGAUAGCUAUUCCAAAUUUUUGGUUAUUAAGCAAAUCGAAGAUAAGAUUAAUUUAGAAGAUAAAGUGUUAGAAAUAUUAAAAAGCUUCCCUAAUAUAAAGAAGUUAACAAUUGAUAAUGAACCAGGAUUCACUAUGGUACAAUUUAAGUCCUUGAUGCAGAGGCUUCAAAUAGAAAUAUUUUUUUGUAACCCAAAUCAUAGUACCACGAAUGGUCAAAUUGAGAGGGUACAUUCAACAAUAAUUGAAAUUUCACGAUGUAUUAAACAAGAAUAUAAUUUAAUAAGCUUUUCAGAAUCAAUAUUUAGAGCUGCCCAACAAUAUAAUAAAACUAUACAUUCGGUAACUAAUGAGAAACCAUUUGAAGUACUUUAUAAUAAAGUCUCUCAUGAUAUUUUACCAGACAAACUUUUAUCAGCACAAACUAAGAUGCUAGAAAGACACAAUAAAAGUAGAAUUAAUAAAACAUAUUUAUGCGGAGAUGUUAUAUAUGAAAAGAUUACAGGAGAGAGAAAUAAACUAAAUCCUAGAUACAAGAAACAGGUAGUAAAAGAAGACUUAGGGAAUAAAGUUAGAAUUAACUACAGGAAUAGAAUAGUACAUAACGAUAAUAUUAAAUCUUAAUCAUAUAUUUUUAGAGGAUGAUACCCCUAAUUAUUCUAACACUAAUUACCAAUACAAUGACAGACAUUGUGGACUACACAAGAGAAGAUUACGUAUUAUUAGAAGACGGAGAUGUAGCCCUGUAUAAUGACUACGGAAAUAUUUUUCACAUCACUAAUUUAACAUACUUUAGAGAACUUAUAAGUUCAGACACAAAUUAUUAUAAUAAAAAACUCAGAUAUAAAAAUUUUGAACAAAAUAAUGAACAAGACAAGGCAUAUAUUAAUGAUUUAGACACAGAUCCAGAAAUAGAACUCAUAGAAACUUUAUUAGAACAACUACAAAUUAAAGAUACAAGAUAUAGGAGAGGAAUAAAUGAAAUAGGUACAUUAUGGAAGUGGAUAGCAGGAACACCAGACCAUGACGACCUAGUGUUAGUAAAUAAUAAAUUAAACGAAUUAAUUGACAAUAAUAAUAAACAAUACACAACAAAUUCUAAAAUUUUUGGAAUUAUUAACCAAUUAACUGAAACAAUCAAUAACAUUAAUGAAAACUCAAAUAUUAAAAUUCUAAUGAAACGGAAAAAUCAAUUCCUAAUAACUGAAUUACAAAAUAUGAUUAAUACAAUAGCUAUAGGAAAAAUGGGAAUUUUGAACCCGACAAUUUUAAAUUUAGACGAGAUUAAAAGUAUAAUUAAGAAUGAACAUGGACGAUUGACAAUAACUGAUAUAAUAGAUAUUUCAAAUUUUAAAAUAGUACAAAAUAAAGAUGUAAUAGUUAUAUAUAUUAAGUAUCCAAAAAUUAUAUAUGAUUGCAAAUAUUAUGAAGUAAGAGCAAUUCCACAAAAAGAUGGUAAAUUAAUAAUUAAUAAUGAAAUUGCGAAAUGCAAAAAAGAAUAUAUAAAUAUUAAAAAUUGCAAAAGAGAAAUGAUAAAUACUUAUUGUAAAAUUAAUAUUAAAAAUACUUGCCUAUCAGAUAUUUUGUCCAAUAAAAAAGGGAAAUGUAAAAAAAUUAAAGAAAAACAUAAAGACAUAGAUAUAAUUAAAGAAGGAGCAAUAUUAGUCUCUGGAAAUCAUACUAUAGAUGACUCUGCCAUAAAUGGAGUUUACCUUGUAACAUUUGAAAAUUAUACAAAUAUUGAUAAUAUAACUUACGAAAAUAUUGAUUGUAAAAUUUGGAAUUAUUUAAAAAAUAAUCAUAUUAAUAACUUUGAAAUUAUAGAAUACAUUGAAACAAAAAACAAAGAAUUUGAAUUUGAAAACAUAAAUAUUUUGAGUGAAAGAAUUAAAGAAUUUAAAAAUCAUUCACUUUUCUGGUAUAUAAUUGUAAUACUUGUACUAUUAAUAACAAUAUACAUAAUCUAUAAGAUUUUAAAAUUAAAAAAAAUAUAUAAAACCAAUAAGCAAAGCAAAAAAUUAAAAUUUCAAGAAUUGUCAUAUAAUGCUAUUUUAGAGAGCAUUUACAAAAUAUCAAAAAAUGAUACUGAAUCGGGGACGAUUCAUCUUAGAGAGGGGGGAGUUAACGGCAGCAGCCACACAGAUACUUAACGAUAAAUGUAAACAAAUUGUAUCUUCUCGCAGUAUUACUGCUUGGUCAGCAGAAUACUUUAAUUAAUAAGAAAUCAAUAUAUCACUUGUUUUGAUAAGUAAGCAAAAUCCAAUAUUCCAUUAUUUGUUUUGAUAAUGAGAAUAAUUGGAAAUCCAAUGCUCUGGCAUUUCAUCACUUAAUGUAAUGCCAAAGCAUCUUUAGUAAUAAGCAUAGAAUUAUAAGAAUAUAAAUAUAAGUGCUUUUACUAAUAAAGAUCAGUGUAUAAUUGAGUGAUCAUCUUGAUCAGGGAUGGGCACAUUAGCCCUCAGUGGCAUUUUGCCCGUGCGGGCACGAGUGCACAUUUUGAGGGCUCGGUGAGGGGAUCAUCGCGGGCAAACAUGAAGAGGGAAGUGAGAGCAACGUUUUACCACUCCAUAUUUACAAAUGAGAGCAAUGUAUUUUCCACCACCAUUGACUGAUCUAUCACAUGUACAGUGGUGUGAACAAAAUAGAAACAACCAUAAGGUGUUGUGAAGUUUUAAAAUAUGCGAUGAACAUCAUUUGAUCUUGAUGAUCAAAGCGCACCAUAUAUUGUCACUCAAACCAACACUUGUGUUUAAUUUCUACCGCGCGUAGCGGAACGGAAUAUAUUUUUUUAAUACUUCCCACACAAGGGAAGUUAAUUUGCACACAUAAUUACAUACGUGAAUAUGUGCGACCGCUUGGUCUUUUAACAUGUUAUCAAAACUUUUAAAAACCUGACCUGUAAAUAAAUAUGUAUUCUAUUUCACGAAAUUUUAAGAUAAGUUUACUGGUUAUAACGACGACGCAUGCUUUUUUAUUAAGAAUGAAUGUCGCCGAUCAGUUGCGGAAUCAAUAACGGUAAAGUACGGUACAAUGUUUUUAUGUCUUUCGCUAGUACAUAAGUAGCUAUUUACUUAUGUACAUAUGUAUUUUGUAAAUUUUUGUAGAUCAAUCUCGUCUUCAAUGUAUAAAUGUCAGUUAGUUAGUUAUUUUUUCGCGGUCAGACAAUAAGAAGAUGCGCCACAAUGAGUGCUCUAAAGAGAAAAUGUUUUUCUAUUGAAGAAAAAGCUGCAAUUAUACAUCGCUUAGAAGCUGGCGAAUCAAAUGCACUUCUUGCAAAAGAGUUCGGUGUUAGUCAUUCCACAAUAUCUAAAAUCAAGGAAAAUAAAAGCAAAAUUGAAUCUCUAUUCAAUGAAAAUGUUCGAUUUUGCUAAGAAGCUUAACAUUUCUGGCUUCGAAUGCUCAACAAGUUGGAUCAGCCGAUUCAAAGUAAGAUACAAUAUUGUUGCAGGCAAAGUUGCUGGUGAAUCUCUGUCAGUCCAAAAGAGUGAUGUGAGCGACUGGUUAGCAAAAGUUUGGCCAAAUUUGAAAGCCCAAUUUAGCGAUGAUGAGAUUUUUAACGCUGAUGAAGCGGGAUUAUUUUAUAAGUUGACACCAAAUCAAACUUUAAAAUUUAGAGGAGAAAAAUGUUUAGGCGGAAAGCUGUCGAAAGAAAGACUAACUGUGCUAAUUGCAGCAAACAUGAGUGGUACAAUAAAAAGAAAAUUGCUUGUAAUUGGAAAGCCAAAGCGUCCAAGAUGUUUCAAAAACGUACGGUCGUUACCUGUCGAUUAUGUUAGUAAUAGCAGAGCCUGGAUGACAUCUGAUAUUUUUACAAAAUGGGUGCGUGAUUGGGAUCGUGAACUCGAGAAAACGAAAAAAAAAAUCCUACUUUUGGUUGAUAAUUGUCCAGCACACCAUAAAAUCGAUGACUUGAGAAGCAUUACUCUAGUUUUUCUACCACCGAAUACUACAUCCAUAUUGCAACCUAUGGAUCAAGGAGUAAUUCGUGCGUUUAAAUCAUAUUUUCGAAAAUUCCUUGUUCUAAAACUAAUCAACGACCACGAUAACAAUAAAAAUAACAAGGUUGAGCAAGUAAAGAUUACAAUACUUGAUGCCAUUCUUAUGACGUAUGAUGCUUGGAACAAGGUUUCUGAAAUAACGAUUUCCAACUGUUUCAAGCAUGCUGGAUUUUCUAUCGCGAAUAUAGGCGUUACCAGCACCUCAAUAUCAUCUGAUUUUGAUGAUGAAGAUGAUGUUCCGCUCUCAGUUUGGGCAAGUGCUUUUGAAAGUAGCCUACCCAUAUCAACAGAAGAAAUCGAGGAAUUUUCUAGUAUUGACAAUAAUCUUCCAAUAUGUGGAGAACUAACCGAUGAAGCAAUUGUGCAAAAUCAUGCUGGAUUUUCUAUCGCGAAUAUAGGCGUUACCAGCACCUCAAUAUCAUCUGAUUUUGAUGAUGAAGAUGAUGUUCCGCUCUCAGUUUGGGCAAGUGCUUUUGAAAGUAGCCUACCCAUAUCAACAGAAGAAAUCGAGGAAUUUUCUAGUAUUGACAAUAAUCUUGCAAUAUGUGGAGAACUAACCGAUGAAGCAAUUGUGCAAAAUGUAAUUGUCGACAAGAGUGAUAGUGAUGACAGCGCUGAUGAAAAUGACCAGAUUUCUUCAUCUCCAAGCGUUAUAGAAAAUUUAAUAUUUGUUAUCGACCAGGGUUGGGCAUAG
This is a messenger RNA of Bactrocera dorsalis (oriental fruit fly), 5108 nucleotides long. Its product is annotated as tigger transposable element-derived protein 4-like. The transcript has 4 exons. Gene Ontology annotation, molecular function: DNA binding. Gene Ontology annotation, cellular component: nucleus. Lineage: Eukaryota; Metazoa; Arthropoda; Insecta; Diptera; Tephritidae. The record is from RefSeq and is a predicted model, not a curated record. Bases 3678 to 5108 code for a protein of 476 amino acids.